Messenger RNA from Brienomyrus brachyistius, 2450 nucleotides. Its product is annotated as lymphoid enhancer-binding factor 1-like. The record is from RefSeq and is a predicted model, not a curated record. Gene Ontology annotation, biological process: regulation of transcription by RNA polymerase II; canonical Wnt signaling pathway. The coding region runs from base 519 to 1637 and encodes 372 amino acids. Gene Ontology annotation, cellular component: beta-catenin-TCF complex. Lineage: Eukaryota; Metazoa; Chordata; Actinopteri; Osteoglossiformes; Mormyridae. The transcript is spliced from 10 exons. Gene Ontology annotation, molecular function: RNA polymerase II cis-regulatory region sequence-specific DNA binding; DNA-binding transcription factor activity, RNA polymerase II-specific.
CCAUUUCGGAGAAGUUCUAUUCUUUGUGUUUAGUGAAAUUGUUUCGCGUUUUUCUCAUGCUGGAGACGUUCAGUCAAAGCAGAUAAAUACCCGAUCUGGCGCCUGGUGGGAGCGACUUGUGCGGUGACCCGCUUCAUUGGAACCCGCGGUCCGCAUGGAGAGGUCCAUCCACGAGCACCGCGGGAAGCUCAGAAAGAUUCAUUUCAGUUUGUUUGUGCCUUUUUUCAAAUGAAUUUUUUUAAAACUCAUGGUGAGCGAGUUUCAUGAUGAAAUGCGGUGUCUAUAAAGUAACGGCAUACUGGAAAUGAAGCGGAAAUCGAACGGUGGAAGCACCCAGUCUGUCCUUAGGAUCUUCAGCCCGUCCUGAGCAUAUUUGCCAGCAUCCACAAGUUUAAAGUGCGGCUGCGGUUCGCGGCUUCCCCGAUUUUUUUCGGAUCUUCUUCGGGUGACAUUUGGGAUUAGAACCGUUUUAGCUCCAUAACCCCUGAUUGUGGGGCUCGCCUGCAAAGCAGCCCGAAAUGCCGCAGUUAGCGGGUGGAGGCGCCGGGGACCCUGAGCUCUGUGCUAACGAUGAGAUGAUCCCCUUCAAAGACGAGGGCGACCCGCAGAAAGUGCAGAUCUUCUCGGAGAGCGAUAACCCGGAGGAAGAAGGCGAUCUGGCCGACAUUAAGUCAUCGUUAGUAAACGAGUCGGAGACAAACCCCGACAGCCACGACGCAGCUAGAACCCAAGACCCUUUCCAUGAGGACCCCAGAGCGCGUGGUGAUGAAGGAAAGUAUUGUGAUGUGUACAAGGGACACUCGUACCCGGGCUACCCUGGCCUCUCCAUGAUGGACUCCUACCUGAACAGCGGCUCCCUUUCCUCGCCCAUGCAGAGUCCUCUGAACCGGGUCCCGAUGUUGCAGCCAUCACAUGCGGUGCACCCGCUCACCCCCCUCAUCACAUACAGCGAUGAGCACUUUGCUCCUGGCCCCCACACAGGGCAGCACCCACCUGACGUCGAUUCAAAGUCAGACAUGCCAAGGCAUCACUUGGUACCCGACCUUCCCGGCUUCUACCCACUCUCUCCAGGAGGAGUGACUCAGAUGGCCCCCCCGCUGGGAUGGUUCUCCCCGCACAUGUUGUCGGCCCCCCCACACCUCCCCGCCCCCCCGGCAACCUCCAUUCCCCACCCGGCCAUCGUGCAUCCACAGAUCAAGCACGAGUCGCAGCAGGAUGGCGGCCUCCUGCACAUGAAGCUGCAUCAUGAGCAGAGGAAGGAACAGGAAGCCAAGAAGCCGCACAUCAAGAAGCCACUGAACGCCUUCAUGCUCUACAUGAAGGAGAUGCGGGCCAACGUGGUAGCCGAGUGUACGCUGAAGGAGAGCGCUGCCAUCAACCAGAUCCUCGGCCGGCGGUGGCAUGCUUUAUCCCGCGAGGAGCAAGCUAAGUACUACGAGCUGGCGCGCAAGGAGCGACAGCUUCACAUGCAGCUCUACCCUGGCUGGUCUGCUAGGGACAAUUACGGGAAGAAGAAGAAGCGGAAGAGGGAGAAGAUCCAGGAGGUCUCAGCAGGGGAGAAACACGCCGACUCUCUGUCUGCAUUCAAAGCGAGAGCCCCGGCUGUGGGCCCCGUUGUGAAGAUUGAGGCCUGUUAAAUCAAGGGCCAUCCCACACUGAACUCUGCUGGGGGCCUCAGAACAUAACGAGGUCCGUCAGUUGUGGCUCCUCAGCCGUGGCCCUUCACUGAGACCCCCACACCAGAGACACUGAACCAGAGUCACAGCCGCCUGCCACCGUUCUGCGUGGCGCCCCCUCAGUCUGCUGGUGCCACUGACCCCACAAAUGCUGGACUGUGUGUAUUACUCUUUUUGUUGAGGUUGCCUUGUACCCCCGCCCAGAACUUUGCCCAACAGCCCCCCCUCACCCCCCCAUUCGAAUGCAUAUUCUGUGUGGGGGGGGGGGGGGUGUCCCUUGCAGCCCCCAGGGCCUGCCGGGCUGGUCUCGUCAGGGAAAGCACACAAUGGUGCCAAGAAGCUACUUUAUUAUUCAGAUAUAUUUUGAAUUUUAUAUGUUUGAUUUUCGGAUGUAUAUUUUAUGGUUGUUCCUUUUAUUUUUCUAUAUGAGCACAGGGGUUCGAGGCCCCUUUUGAUAACUGUGUAACAGACAGUCACCUCUCAGUAUCUGUCAGCUAUGAAGUGACGCCCACGACCUUCAGGAUGUGAUGAUCUUUUUAUACUUUUACAAGCAAGAUUUGGACAAACCUGUUAGACCUGGUGCUGAAGAUGCCUCUGCUCGCUUGUUCUAAAUGGACAAAUGUAUUAAUUCGUAAAUAUAUUCAUGCCAUCAGCCAGCCUUUGUUCACUGCUUCAUAUUCAUUGCAGCCUAUAGUCUGGACUUAUGCCAUUUUGAUUCCACACAGGAGUUAAAUUAAGGAGUAAAAUUUUAAAGAAGGUUAAAAUAUUCUUUCA